This is a messenger RNA of Myxocyprinus asiaticus (Chinese sucker), 1894 nucleotides long. RefSeq names its product core histone macro-H2A.1. Gene Ontology annotation, molecular function: structural constituent of chromatin; DNA binding; protein heterodimerization activity. Lineage: Eukaryota; Metazoa; Chordata; Actinopteri; Cypriniformes; Catostomidae. The record is from RefSeq and is a predicted model, not a curated record. Gene Ontology annotation, cellular component: nucleosome. The coding region runs from base 161 to 1258 and encodes 365 amino acids. The transcript has 9 exons.
UCUAAUGACACGUGUGGAGUUGUGCAGGACCGCGCCGUUGACUGUGGGGGGUGACUCGGGGCGCUGUUUGAACUCUGUUUUUCACUGAAACGGCAGGAUUGAACUCGAGAACACACAACAGCCGUCAGCAGCUGCUUCACUCUUUGGAAGGAACAGGAACAUGUCUAGUCGAGGCGGUAAAAAAAAGAUCACGAAGACAUCCCGCUCGAGUAAAGCUGGAGUGAUCUUUCCUGUAGGCCGGAUGCUGCGGUACAUUAAGAGAGGACGUCCCAAAUACAGGAUCGGUGUCGGUGCUCCAGUGUACAUGGCUGCAGUCCUGGAAUACCUGACUGCUGAAAUUCUGGAACUGGCAGGAAACGCCGCCAGAGAUAACAAGAAGGGCCGCGUCACACCCCGACACAUUUUACUAGCCAUCGCCAAUGAUGAGGAACUCAAUCAAUUGCUGAGGGGUGUCACCAUCGCAGCUGGUGGAGUUUUGCCCAAAAUCCACCCAGAACUGCUGGCGAAGAAGAGAGGCUCUAAAGCCAAGCUGGAAGCCAUCGUCACCCCCCCACCAGCAAAGAGGUCCAAGAACAGCAAAAAAACACAUAUCAAGAGCCUCGGUGCCAAGAGGUCACCCAGAGUGAAGAAGCGAGGCGAGUCGAGUAAAGCCAUCAGUGCAGACAUCACCACAGCAAGCGGUGCGACCGAUGGCUUCACUGUGCUCUCCUCAAAGACACUGUUUCUCGGCCAGAAGUUGCAAGUCGUUCAAGCUGAUAUUGCUAUCAUGGAAAGUGAAGCUGUGGUUCACCCGACUAACUCCACCUUCUACAUGGGCGGUGAAGUAGGUACUGCUUUGGAGAAGAAAGGAGGGAAGGAGUUUGGAGAUGCAGUACAGGAGUUACGCAAGAAGAAUGGCCUUUUAGAGGUGGCCGGAGCGGCCCUCACGUCAGGAUAUGGUCUUCCUGCAAAGUUUGUCAUCCAUUGUAACAGUCCAGGGUGGGGGUCAGAUAAGUGUGAGGAGAUGCUGGAUAAGACUGUGAGGAAUUGUCUUGCUCUAGCGGAUGAAAAGAAGCUCAAAUCUGUGGCAUUUCCAUCAAUCGGCAGCGGCAGAAAUGGUUUUCCGAAGCAGACAGCAGCUCAGCUCAUUCUGAAGGCCAUCUCCAGCUACUUUGUGACAACAAUGUCAUCAUCUAUCAAGACUGUGUACUUUGUCCUGUUUGACAGCGAGAGCAUAGGGAUAUAUGUGCAGGAGAUGGGAAAACUUGAUGCCAAAUGAGGUUGCACUUAUUUUCUAUAUAUUUUAGAGGUAAAAAAUAAAUAGUUUUACGUUUGAAAAUUCUAUGCAGAGCUGAUACAUUUACAGUGGAUAUAAAUAUUUUUGUUGGUUUUUCAAAACAGAAGUUUAAUUGUUUUCUGUACUGACUGAGUAAAUUGUUGCACUGAAAGAAUUAAUUGUGCUUGUGUUGCAUUGACAAAAUGUACCCUUUUGUGUCUUGUUUUGCAUUAUUGUUUGAACUCAUGUUAAUACAUAACUUUAUCUGGAAUAAUUUGUGGAAAAAAAACUGAUAUGGUGAUAACUGUUCUGUAAUUUAAUGUAUUUUACACAGUUGCCAGUAGAUGGCACCCUGCGCCCAUCAUGAUAAUCAGAGGUGGCCAUCUCCUAAUUCAGACAAAUAACUAAUGUAAAAACAUUCUGUUUCAAUGUAGUUCCUGCUCUAAAAAUAGGCAGUGACCACAGACUGCAUGCUUCCAGUGAGCAAGUGUGUACUAGGAGUGGGAAUCAGCAGAGCCCUGGUGAGACAAUAUUAUAUGAAUGUCUGUAUCGCGAUAUGAAAAGGUUCUUUAAGUGUAUAGUUACUCAAACCAUUUAAAAUACACUGGCGGCUAACAAACAAAGUUUGGAAUAAUGUAC